CUUUACCUUCAUCACUCUCCACCGAAAACACCAACAGAACCUUCAGUCUCAACAAUGGAAAUCCCCACCGUCGAUCUCUCCCCGUUCCUGAAAUCCUCCGGCGACGGCGCCGCCGCGAAGAACAACGCCAUCACCACCAUAAGGCAGGCCUGCGAAGAGUACGGAUUCUUCCAAAUCGCGAACCACGGCGUCCCCCUCCACCUCAUCUCCCGCGCUCUGCAACUCUCCGGCGAAUUCCUCGCCUUCCCCGACGACCAGAAGCUCCAAUACGCCGCCCCGUCGGAGGCCCCCCUCCCCGCCGGCUACCGGCAGCACCCGCCGGAGUCCGCCGACAAGCUCGAGUAUUUCCUCAUGUUCGACCCCAAAUCUGGAUUCAACGUCAUGCCCCCAAACCCUCCCGAUUUUAGAGAAGUGCUUGAGGAGAUGUUCGGACAUUUCAGGAAGACUGGAGAGUUGAUGGAGCAGAUUCUUAACGACUGCUUUGAGCUUCCUCCAGAUUUCUUGAAGACCUUCAAUGGCGACAGGAGCUGGGAUUUCAUGGUAGCUCUGCGCUACUUUCCGAUCUCCUCGGAAUCCGACGGUAAGAAUGGGCUGUUGGAGCACGAAGACAGCAACAUUUUUACAUUUGUAAUCCAGGAUGAUGUCGGAGGGCUUGAGGUUAAAAAGGCUGGGGAAUGGAUUCCGGUGGUUCCGAAUCCGGACACCAUUGUUGUCAACAUCGGCGAUGUUCUUCAGGUGUUGAGCAACAAGAAGUUCAAGAGCGCGACUCACAGAGUUGCUCGUCCGAAAGGGAGAGACCGGCACUCGUUUGCGUUCUUUUAUAACAUCGAGGGCGAAAAGUGGAUCGAGCCGUUGGCGAAGUUCACAGAGGAUGUAGGAGAAGCCGCGAAGUACAAGAGAUUUCAGUACAAGGAAUAUCAGGCGAUGAGGAUGAAGAACAAGACAAAUCCACCUGAGAGGCCUGAGGAUGAGGUCAGAAUUACUUACUAUGAACUGCCCGCUCGUUAAUUGUAAUAGAUUAAAAUUCUGCAUUUCUGCUUGCCUGCCUGCCUUCUUCAAGGCCUUGAAUAAUUAUCUGUUGUUGCUACUCUCUUCUUGUAAUAAAUCUUUGUUGCUACUCUCA
This is a messenger RNA of Andrographis paniculata, 1123 nucleotides long. Its product is annotated as 1-aminocyclopropane-1-carboxylate oxidase-like. The record is from RefSeq and is a predicted model, not a curated record. The transcript has 3 exons. The coding region runs from base 55 to 1008 and encodes 317 amino acids. NCBI's taxonomy places the organism in Eukaryota, Viridiplantae, Streptophyta, Magnoliopsida, Lamiales, Acanthaceae. Gene Ontology annotation, molecular function: dioxygenase activity.